AUGGCAGAGCUUUGUGUGCGCUCUGUUCUGGUGACUGGGGCCAACCGUGGCAUCGGCCUGGGGCUCAUCCAGCAUUUCCUGAGGAUGCCAACCCCACCCCAGUGGGUCUUUGCAGGAUGUCGGGCCCCCCAGCGAGCACAGGAGCUGCGGAAUUUGGCAUCCAAACAUUCCAACCUGGUCAUCGUCCCUCUUGAAGUUGCUGACCCUGCCAGCAUCAAGGCAGCUGCAGUCAGUGUUGGUGAGCGCCUGGCGGGCUCUGGGCUGAACCUCCUCAUCAACAAUGCUGGAAUUUCCAAGAUUAAUUCGAUUGACACAGAGACGCUGGAGGACAUGACACAGGUUUACACUACCAACACAGUUGGGCCCCUGCUGCUGGGCCAGUCAUUCCUGCCCUUGCUGAAGAAGGCUGCCCAGGAGAGUCCAGGCUCAGGGCUGAGCUGCAGCAAGGCAGCCAUCAUCAACAUGUCCAGCUCUGCUGGCUCUAUUAAGGAUGUCUACGUAUGGGAACUGGCACAUGUUAUCUCAUACCGCUGCAGCAAGGCUGCUCUGAACAUGCUUUCCAAGUGCCAGUCCUUGGCGUACCGGGAGCAUGGCAUCCUCUGCGUCGCUUUCCACCCUGGGUGGGUGCAAACUGACAUGGGAGGCUCAGGAUCAUAUAAGCCCCCCUUGACAGUGGAUGCCAGCGUGGGAGGCAUGCUGAAGGUGCUGUCCUCCCUCUCUGAGAAGGAGACUGGGACCUUCCUGGACUGGGAAGGGAAGGUCGUGCCCUGGUGA
Acanthisitta chloris (rifleman) is the source of this 774-nucleotide messenger RNA. RefSeq lists its product as uncharacterized. NCBI's taxonomy places the organism in Eukaryota, Metazoa, Chordata, Aves, Passeriformes, Acanthisittidae. The record is from RefSeq and is a predicted model, not a curated record. The transcript is spliced from 6 exons. The coding region runs from base 1 to 774 and encodes 257 amino acids.